CAGGGCGCCCACUCCCACCCUGGUCCCGCUCCGCACGCCGGCCCACCCGCGGAGGGGGGCGAGCUAGAGCGCGGGUGGGCGAACCCGGGAGGGAGAGGGAAGGGGCAGGGGCAGCAGAUGGCGAGAUCAUUGUGCAGCUUUCUCUGUGGAUAGCGGGCCUACAGAUCGGUAGCCCUCUGUGGACAGAUAAAGCUCUACAGGGGAACAAAUAGGUUGCCUACACUCCAGGAUUAUCCUGGAAAUUAAAGAUUAAUCUUUAAUUAAAGGUUAUGUCAGGUGGUGAAACUUCCAGGAAUAGCUACAACCAAACUUGGUAACCCCCAAGGGAGAAAGGUGCAGGGCCCAGUUCCACUCUCCUUAUUCCUGCAGCCUCCUUUAAACCAAUAGGACUGCAAGCCCAGCCUGUGUUUGCAAAGCAGUGAUUUCUUCUGAUUAGUUACUCCUCUGAUCUCCGGGGAAUUUGCUGGAGUUGAAGGGAGUUUACCCUAUGCUAUGAUGCUGCAGGUGGACCCAAGCGUAAACAUGAAGCUGGGGCAGCCACUUUAGUGUGUUUUGUGUAUUUGUUAAACAGAAGCUAUGCUGAUCUACCAAAAAUGAUUUUUAAACAUAUCUUUAUUAUGCAAAUUUAUUAGUGGAUUGGAUGCAUGUUUAACUGCACUGUUAGGUGAACAAUAGUAAUUUUAUACAUAUAUACUACAUCCAUAUUGUGGUAGGCCCUAUUGCGAUUAUGAAAAUAACUACUAUUUGCCCACUAGGUUAUUGUCUGUUGUGAAAACCUGUAUUCAGAUGCUUGUAAACAUUCUAUUUUCAACUACAUUGCUCAUAGCAUCCCCUUCAGAGCCUUUAUGGUCUAUGAAAUCAAUCCUUCGCAUUGAACUUUGAAAACUGGGAACUCAUAAAUUGUUAUGGGUCUUUUGAAGUCAUUAGUCUCUCAAGUAAACGUAUCUUAGGUUGUGAAAUAUGGACUUGAUGAAUGGAGCUUUUAAGUCUUUUUUUGUAUUAAUCUGACCACUGCACAAGUGAUCUAAGGCUGCAUGCUCAAAUCAGUUUUAAAUUUGUAUUUCAAAAAUGUGGGAACUGAUUGUGCAGUCUGCAGCUAGUAGCAUUAGUAGGUAGUGUUGACUUCAAGUUUUGUCAGGUAAGCAUGACAGAAUCAGGCCUGUAUUGUGCAUGCAUUGGGGCUGACUUUUACAACUCUAUAUUCUAUUUGGUUCCAUUAUUAAAUAUUCAUAAACCAUAUGAAGGCUUUACUAUUUGACAAAUUAUUUUUUUUAAAAGAAAGACAUUUUUGAUGUUACAAAUGAAAGCAAUUUUAAACCAGUUACUUUAAAAAAUAUAUAUUUAUAGCCCAAGAUUUUUAUACAUGAAUAGUGAUAUUUAGUGCCUUAGUUUUUGGAUGCACAACCUGAGACACCUUGAAGGGGCCUCAUUUUCAGAAUGUGCUGAGUGCUAAUCCUGUGAAAAUUAGCCCCCUUUAAGAUCACUCAUAUUGAGAAUGCAAAAUCACUAGUGAUUUUUGAAAAUCAUCGCCACAGAAUGUAAGGGCUCUAGACUUUUCUCUUCCUCUGCUUGGUGUGGAGACAAGCAAAAUAGGGCAGAACCCCAACCAGCCCUGUAGAAGGGGGAACCCUAUUUGUAGCAUGCUCCUCCUGUACUGCGAGUGCCCUUCUGUGUGACAUCUGGAGGCUUUGUGGGUCUUUAGAGAUAACUUUCUGAGGGAGAGGGAGGGGAAGGAGUUUGAUAACUUCCCUCUGGAUAAUGUGGAUUUCCCAGGAGAAAUCUGUCCAUGACUUAACUGGUGAAAGGAGCAGUGACUUACCUCCGUGUCUAGAGUCCUUUCAGAGAAAGAGUUCCAAAGGGAACCAUGUGAUUAAGGGAGGGGAGGCUCAGAGAUUGUCAGACUGGAUGUCACUAUGCAAGGAUAAACAAACAAGUGCAUGUGGAUAUAGCGGAUCUGCUGAUUUUACUGACAUAAAUCCUUCAUUUUCCCUUUUGGCUUAAACUGCACUCCCUGCGGGGGAAAAUCUGCCUUUAACUCAGCAGCUUGAGGAACAUAUUUUACCCUUCGAAAGAUUUAUAUGUGCAAGGGGCAGUCUGUAUCCUUAAGAGUCAAACAACUUUUUCAGAUAGACCAAAAACAAAAUCAUUUGAGUCUAGACACAGAGUCUAUAUGAUAAGUUCACCUUGGGAUCACAAAACUGUAGCUUAUGCUAAAAGCAGUUUUUGCAGUGUUGAUGUAGCCAUGUCGAUGCCAGGAUAUGAAUGAGGUAAUCUUUUAUUGCACCAACUUCCUUUGGUGGGCGGUACGGCUUUCAAGCUACGCAGGGCUCUAUUUAGCUUGAAAGCCUGUACCUUCUACAGCAGAAGUUGGUCCAAAGAAAGAUAAAAGCAUAGACAGAACAAACCUCACCUCUCAGGACAAAGGACACCAUUAUACUAUACUGGAAAAAUGGGCCACAUUCUGCUCUCCAGUGAUGUCACUGGGUUGCUCAGAUGCUCCAAAACUCAGAAAAACAAAACAUAAAAAGGCGGGUGGGAAAUAAAAGACACUCUGGAUGAAAAAAAAAUAGAGUGGAUAAUAAAACUAUAAUGUAAGCUCAGCAUGGACUUGGUGUAACAAAAUUGUCUUCUUUUUGGGAGCUAACAACUCAGGAUCAGAGCUUCUAAUUACUAAGGACUCAGUCCUGCUCCCGUUGAAAUCAGUAGCAAAACUUCCAUUCAUUUUAAUAGGAGCAGGAUUAGACCCCAGUUUUUUUAAUUACGAAGGCUCUAUUUACUGAGACUUCUUAGUGAAAUUACACUUGUUCAGAGAGAUUGUACAUUGUAUUUACUAAUGACGUUAGUCCUGCUACACUGCAUUUACUAAUUAUGUUAGUCCUGCUGAAUACAUGCCUUAUUGCUAAGUGUUAUUUAUUAGCACAUACCCCGCUUUUUGAUGCUCGUAUUAUGCUUUACCUAUGUACUGUCACUAUCGUUUUCAAAGUCUAGGUAUGCUCUUUGCUUUGGAUGCUGCUGCAUACCUUCUGGCAAAUUAGAUAGUAGAUAACGAAAAUGCAAACUCUGCUGGCAAAAAUGGGGUGUUUUUUUAUUGUAUCUUUAUCGCAAAUACCAUGGCAGCUUCCCAAAUGCUGCUUUGUGCCCUUGAAUGCAGAAGUUAUUGUGUCAGAAUAAACAAUAAGAACUGAUACUACUUAUGAAUUCUAAUUCCCAGAAAUAGUAAUAUCCAUGGAAAGCCACUUAAAGCCAGUGUAAUCUUCCUAAAUAAAAAGAAACCUAAGGGCAGAUCUCUCCAGGGUCAUGCAACCAGUACUUGUAAAACACUUCAGUGCAGUGUAUGUAAAUACGGGCGUUAUACAAGUAUGGUGAGCUCAGAACAAUGGUUUCUUGCAACAUAUCUUGCUUAGUGUAGGAAGGGUCUGUAUGACUAAUAUGUGGAGUGCAGCUGAGCCCCUCAUAUCCCUUCUCUACCCCAAUAUUUACGCAUGCAGGACCAAGCAGGGAGUCAACAGUGUCUGUGCAGUCCAGUGGAGCAUGUGGAAUAGCAUCCACUUGACUGGACAGCUUGCUUGUGCUGUACAAGUGACUUGCAAAAGGGAAUGCACCAAGAGAAAACUUGAGUUUCCCAGCAUUAGCCCAUGCCUCGUUGGCCUAGAAAGUGAAUGCAGAAAAGCACAAUUGUACUUUAGAUAACCAGACAAACAAAAAAUGUCGUGACAGAGAGAAUUAUUUAAAAGGCAAUAAUCCAUCUCCAGUCUUAAAGGUCAUUAUCUCUGUAGCAUGAUUUAACGUGUACUGUACUUCCCUGAUGGGUAAAGUAAAGAGAAAGUUAGUUUAUGAUGUUACUACUGUGUUUAUUUCAUAAACCAAAUGUUUAAGUUAACAUAACUUUUUCUUUGUUUAUCUAGGCAGUUUAUUCGACACAGAUUGCCCUGGUAUCCGAGUGCUUUUAUCUUUACAUCACCACUGAGAAAUUAAGAAUAUGAUUUACUGUUUUAAUAAUUAUAUUGGCACAUAAAGAAGGAUUUAGUAGUUCACCAGGCACUGAACUAAGUCUUAUGUUAAUUCCAUGAUAAGACCACAGUUUAAGUGAGCUUCAUAUUUUACGUGUUGCUUUAAAUAUGGAAGAACCUUCCUUCCAUCAGAGGUACCUUUGCUGUCACUCUUUAUGAACUUUUAUUCCUGACUCUGUGUCAAAGACAGACUGUCAUCUCAGUUCAUGUUUGCCAGAUGUAAGAAACUGGAAUGUAAACAAAAUCUAUUGAGAGCUAAAAUAAUUUUCUCCCCAAACUUCACUGCUAGAUGGGAAUGAAUUUUGGGUGAAAUUCACCCCUGUGCAGAGGGACACCAUGAAGCUUCUCUACCCUGUAAGCUCAAUAUGAUUUUGAGAGUGAAGUCCUGACCACAUUGAAGUCAAUGGUAGUUUUGCUCUUGACUUCGCUGGGGCCAGGAUUUCACUCUGAGGUCAUAAGUUAAGGCUUACAUGGUGUAUACCAUAGUCCUUGUGCUGACCUUCUACAAAGAGGUCAAAUUCACCCUUUGCUUAUGCUCUUCAGGACAUCUUUCAGGAGAGACCUGUGGACACUUGCUCACAUAUAGUCCCUUUUACAGUGUUGUUACUGAACUUGCCAGUUUUUUAAUGUUUUUGAAAUAAAAUAGCAUGAUUCCUAGAAAGCAAGCUCUCCAGAGGGUGAGUCAACAGCUAUGCAUAGUAUGUUUAUAGUUGGCACACAGUAACCACAGUGGGGGUACAAAGGCCUCUAAGAAAGAUACUCGGCUAUUACGCUACCAAAAAAAUCUGGGGGCUUGAGAGAGAGAGUCCAAAGGACUGGCAUGAGCCCUCUCCUCAUCUCGGACCCUCACACUCCAGUCCUAGAAAAAUUGCAUCUCACACAGAGCCUGAUUCUGCUGCCAUUGGAAAUCAAUGGGCAUUUUGCCUUUAAUGGAAGCAGAAUUGGCCUAUAAUUCUUUGACUGAAUGGAUUCAGAUUUGAAUUUAAGUUGAACCCAAGAUUUGUUUUCUAAAAUUUCAGGGCUUAAAGCCUUGUUUACAAGGAUUCAUACAACAGCCAAGUCUCAAGGAGUCGGCUCCAGUGGUGUUGGAGGUAAUACACAGAGGAUAACAAGUCCAAAUGCACACAGCUGGUAGGCCCAGAGGAAUUUACUUGUUUUUAUUCUGUGUUUUCCUUCAGGAAUUACUGUCUGAAACUUAAGGACAACAAAAGGAUGAUUUUUUUUAAUUUAAGAUGAAAGCUACCAUCUGUGCAUGUUUGGACUCUUUCCUUUAUUGUCAAAGGUAUUUGUAUUUCUGUCAAAAUACCAAAGGUGUCCCUAUUCAUGUUAAUAAGAGAGUUUAGUACAUAGGUUUCCAGCGCACAGUCAGCUUCAUAUACAUCUCCUUGCAUGGUACAUGUCCGUACAUGACCCUUCAAAGGGUCAGAAGCCCUUCUGUUUUUCCUUAACAUUUCAUACCCACAGGCCUGAUUCUUUGCUGUCUGGCACCUUGUUAUAUGUUCAUGGCAUACACACAGAGAAGUUAGAUAAAAACAUAAAUACCCUUGCUGCAGGGUGGGAAUGUAACACUACUUUUAUUUCCUAAAAUUCAGGAAUAACACACAAGAAUCCAAAAAUAGAAAGCAGAUUGUCCCCCAAAACAGAGAGGCACAACUCAGCCCUCUUUACACUGGGUUGGCUGCCUGCAAACCAGUUGGUACUAGGUCCAGAAUCGCAUGCUUCUGUACAGAUCCUGCUAGCCUGCAGGCGGGACCAGGAAAACCCCUGAGCAUUUCAAGUGAUCGCUUACAGUUUCAAUACAGCUUUCAGUACACCACUCUUGUGUAGAACACUACCACUGGUGUGUGAAUGGAGGGAAUGUACCCCCACUUUGUACAGAUGGAAAUGACUAUACAAGGUGCCAAACAGCCUAGAAACAGGCUGUGAGACUAUAAUUUUAUGGUGUCACUUGUGCAAUUUAUACACUCUUUAUUGAUGGCCUUCCAUAUUUGAAAUGUCAGAGCCCACUGGAUUAGUAUGUUCAUAUUACUAGGGGGUAUUCAAUUUUUCUUUUUAAAGUGACAAUUUCAGUGUUUUCUUAACUGAACCAGAAUUUUACUGCUCCUACCUUUGCAUCCUUCUUGGAAGAAUAUGUAAAGAAAUGAUAAGCCACCACAAAAUUCCAUUUAAUUACACAUUAGUACUGUAACCACAGGACAGACAUGCAGUUCUAAUCCAGAAUCAAACCCAAAUCCACUCUACCCCAAAGUUCAGCAGUUGUUUUGCAUUUGAUGUUUCUGUUUCUCCCAUUCUAGAGACAGGUCAGAGCUGUGAAGUUUGGAUCUCGAUCUAAAGAGUCCCAAAUGUUUGGAUGCGCUACAGGCACGUUUCCGUAUAUAGGUCCCUUUUACAAUGUCUAGAAUCGAAGUGUUGGAAGCUUGAAUUAUACAUACAACAUUAAAUCUGACUUUGAAGUGCAUCAUUUUGUGUCCAGCGCUGUUUUAACUCUCCCUUCAGUUCCUCCUGUCUUUAGCCAUGAAACCCACGGACCUGAACCUCACCCACAAAUAGGUCAUCCGAGGUAGAAAUGUACAUGCCCAGAGGACAGUCUGUGCAGAAUGCUUUUCUUCAUUGGCAGGUGCUGAAGUUGUUUGUUCUGUGGGUAGCUGCAAUAUGAUUGUCAGGACAGUGAUUCUGCAGUUAGAGUAGAGGCUACUUAUGGUGUUGUUGCCUCAUCCUCCCAGACACCAAGUUCUUCAGCCUACUUUAGAUUAGGAGGAAUUUGGUCCUUGCUCUUAGCUGCUUAGUUUGUGUGUAUUGUUUUAUUUUCCUAAGUGGUUUCAAUAUUAUAAAGAAAAGUUCUCCAUUGAACAGGUCAGGCCCAGUGCUGGGCUGCUUACUCAGACAAAGCUCUCAUUGAUGUCCAUGGGAGAUUUUCUGAGUAAGGAGCUGAAACGCAGGCUCCAAAGGAAGUGAAUGAAUUGUUGCAUAUGUUACGUUCCAUUUUAAAUGUCGAGGUGUUGAAAUGUUUGAUUUCUGAUCUAUCGAAAGCUUUAGGGUUAAUGAUGGAGUCCAAGAAUUGCCAAAUCACAUUAAUUUUCUUAUAAUAUACGCUACCCAGUGCUUUCCAGUCGCAGUGAAUGAUAAUUUUCAUAUCACAGUCAACUAUCACAUGUUCAUUUUUCCCCUCAAAAGCUGCUAAAUAUUUCUAAUAAAGCAGAACAUUGGCAGCCAGUUGAUUUACGUUUUGGUCAAAAAGCCAAGCUCUGGUGUUGGCCUUUUUAUUAAAUUUAUAAAUUAAUGCCUUCAAAUACCAAACAUUGCUCACAAAUACUGUAUUUCUAUAUCUCUUAGCAGUUACCUAGCUCAGCCCUCUACCACCCUUCUGCUAGAAAAUUCUCAUGAGGAAGUAAUGGAAGGAGACAAGUUCUAUAUAGCACAGGAGGAAACAGUUGAAGCGAGAUGCAGCAGUACAUCACCAUGGAACAUCUCUGUACAAUGAUAUUAUCAUCUUGCAACAUGGUCAUCGCAUAUUGGAUGAUAGCUCAUUAUUGAAAAAAUGUCUCCCCAUAAGAAACAGUCUAGGGGCUUUCAACUAGGAAUUUUCUGACACCCCCUACUGCAACAAUUGCUAUUUCUGAACUAAUUCUCUCACUCUGGGCCUCUGCAUUUCAAUGAGGACCCAGAUAAAAAUAUUUCUCUUCCCCUGGGAGAGGCAUUACAAGGCACUGUUGAGGCCUUUACGCCUCAUUCCCUGGCCAACUGGAUCUAGAGAAAAGGAGAAUAAAUGUCUGUACUUAGGCUUUCUCAUUGUGGGGGAAAGUGUGCCUCAGGAAGACAAACUGAAUCACCAGGUGUGGAGCCUGUAUUCUGAAGUGUAGGACAGUACUCCUAAAUAAAGAGAGAAGAGGAUGCAGAGCCAUUUUCCUUUAACAUUACUUUAAAAAAAACACAAAGAAUUAGUUACUUUUCUUAAAAUAAAAUACUUUGGUUACAUGCUUUAUUGCGCAUUUAUUCCUGAGUUAUGUACCUAGUGUGAAUGACGCAUGCCUGUGGCAGUUUGAUUGCAUGUAUUUAGAUACUGUGAUAUAUUGUGAAUGCACUGUGUGUGGCAUGGUAUUCUACUGCAUUAUGAUAGACGUAUCAGUGUAUGAUAGUGUUCUGUACUAGCUGAGCUCAUGAAGCUUCUCAUCUGGCUUAUCUAGCAGAAGGCUGUGUUUCAGUGUUACCUAUUCAUAUGUGUAAAUCUGGAUUGUGACUAAUGUCUGUUUAAAGCACGGGAUCUUUAUAGUGUUCCCUGAAGCCUAAGGGAAUUGUAUUGUGGAAUACAUUUCUGUAGCAUUGCCUAAGAAGGGCUUGAUUCUGCAAGGUGCUAAGCAAUCUGUGGAGGUGCUGAGUGCCUUCAGCUCUCUCUGACUUCAGCACGUUGCAGAUUUAAGCCCCAUGGCCCUGAUUCAUGGAGGCUUUCAUGCAUAAUGCUAAGCAUGUGAGUAGUCCCAUGGACUUUCGUGAAUGUGUGUAACUAUGUUGUUAAAUUGUACACUAAAAGAGCUAUUUGUACAAGUGCCGCCUGGCUUUGUCUAGACUAGCAUGGAUAACAACUUUUAGCUGACUUUCUCAUUUUUAAAUUGUUUAUUCUUGGUCACUCUAUUCCUCUUUGCAUUUUUCUAUUUCUGCUUAUUAUUGAAUUGUUUGAUCCCUUCCCCAUUGUUGAAUCCUUGCUGAAGGACAUGAAUUCAUGCAAGUUACAGGGUAACUUCCAAAAACGUGAGCAUAAAUGGGGUAUAGAUCUUUCAUUAAUAGGGUCCUGAGUCUGCUUUUGUUGAGUGCACUAAAUUUAGUUGGGGUGUAAAUCAGGUAUAAAAGGCUAUUUGUUCUUUUAUGCAGACAGUGAUAAAUUAUUACUAAAUUCCUUUUUUCUUUUAAAUAUCUACUAAAAUCACAAUCAAUAUAUUUUCCAUACUUAUUAAAAAUACCUUUGAGUAUUGCUUAUUAUAAUCUCUUAGAAGCUUGAAACUGAACCAUAUUUCCUUACAUAAUACCUUUUUCCUUUGUGCUCCAUACACGAUAGGCCCCAGUUCAGCACGGUGCUCAACUAUUCCUAACACUAAGCAAGUCCAUUUGAAUGCAGUCGAGCAACUCAUGGCUUAAAGUUAGGCACAUGUUUAAGCACCUUGCUGAAUCUGUACCUAAGGCCACAUUCCUUCAGAGUGAUGCACAGUAACUUCAUGUACUGUGAGUAAUCCCAUUGGCUUCAAAGGGAUUGUCCAGUGCAUAAAGUUAACCCCUUGCUUACUCCUGCAUGCUCGUUAUGGCAGCAUGUAGAGUACAUGCACUUCCCACCUCCCUAGUAUGGGUAUAAAUAGCAGUGUAGGUGGUGAGGCAGUGCUUAGGUGAGCAGAGUGAAGACAUGCCUGAAUCCGUAGGGUAUGUACCCCAUGCAGCUCUCUGCGUGCCCAAGCAGUGCCUCCUCCAUCUACACUGUUAUUUUUAGCAGUGUAAUGUUCCUCUGCUGGAGUCUUUCCCCAUCACAGGGAAAGGCUCCCACAACGGGGAAAGACUCGGGCAGCUCCCUGUGGUGGGGACAGGCUCUGGCAGCGCAAAGCUGCCAGAGCCUUUCAUUGCUGCAUGUAGGUACACACCGCAAUGUGGAUGCAGCCUCUUUUUCACUGCAGUGCGUAGCAAUACAUACUCUACACACUGCCACCAUUGGUGGAGUACCCUAAGUCUUUUCAGGAGUGGGGCCUGAUUUGUUUACUGUGUCGUUGUCCAUGAAUGUUUAGAUGCCAGUAUUCGUUAUAUUAGGUUUUAAAAAAAGAAACGGCUUGUUUAUUUGAGGUGAAAUUCACUCUUUUUGAAGAAAACCUUGGAAAAACUGCAUGAACUUCGCAAGUUGCUACAAAAGCAAAGAAAGAUGAGCUCCUACCAGCCUUGACAGUGUCUUCUCAAUAUACUGUAGACCGGGUUACUUUUUAUUACAUAUGUAAUACUGAGCACUAGCUGUGAAAGUUCCAUCAAUACUCUUUCCAAGCAUUGGGUUAUUAACUCCUGGGCUUUGAGCCGAACUCCAACUUGGGUGAUUAUAUUCUUGUUACCUAAAGUUUUAAAGAAAGUUGUUGUCAUUCCCUUCCUCUCCUAAAGUCUGUUGUGUAGUGUUGGUAGUGCAAAUGGCUACAUGUCAGUGGUGGGUUGAAGCGAUUCCUGUAUAAAUAGGAGCCAGACCCUGCCAUCAGUGGGAGUUCUGCAAUGGGGAAUGAUUGCAGGAUAUAGUUUAGAGUUUGUAAAGUACUGAGGGAUCUUCCAAGAUUAAAGUUGCUAUUUGUGUAUAUCGUAGAGGCAGGAUUUAUUAUUUACAAAAGAUCAAAUAUAAGAUUUUUUUUCUUGCUUACCACUUCUAGCCUGACAACUAUAGCUUAAGCUGUCAAGAAUUUGUAAUUCUUAAGUGAUGUAGUAUAACUAAUAGUAUUACAUAGUCCCGUAUGUAGAUAUAUCAACACAAAGUUCUGCGUUGAUUGUCUUAAUUUGGCUGAAAAAUUCAGUAAGAGCUGACCAAAUCUUGCUCACUUUAUUGGUGCAAGUUGUCUCAUGGACUUCAAGAGUUACUUAUGAGUAAAUUGAGCAGGAUUUGACCCAUUAUUUGCAUAUGAGAGUUGAAUUGGACAAAGGCGGAGUUGCUGUAAAUGUGGUCAAAAUACAGAAGAAUUUAAAGUGAUAUGGAUAUUUUUGUUACGAAAUAUCAGAAGAAAAGGACACUGAAUCUUAGCAGAUAGCAGACAAUACAGUGUAUUAAAAUAAAGAAUUGCAGUAAGAUCACUUACAAUGCUACUUGCACAGUGUUAUUUAUUCUAUCAACAAUUGUCCUAAAGGAACACUACAGUGACUAGGGAGUUUUGUGGGUGUAAUCAAAGCAGAAUUUGGCCCUAGAUUUUCAAAGUGGUUUUCCUUUAGAACAGUUAUGUUGAACAUCAACUGCUGGCAUUUCAAUCAAUGAAGUUGUCUUAUCCAAUUAUAUAACCUUAGCAGGCUCGGUCCAUGCCUAGAUGGGAGACCAUUCCAUACCACUCCCCAAAAAAACCAGAUGCCUCUUUCCCCAUCCCACCCAAAAAAACCCACUCCCACCAGAAUACAGGUGCUACAGGAAAAUGUGUGGGAUCAAGUAUAUAUGGAAGUAGCAUUUUUCCAUUUGUGCCAGCUCUGGAUUAGUUCCCUAUCAAUGGUGAUAGGUAGGUGCUGUCUUUCGGAUGAGACUUACUACCAAAGUUCUGACCACCCUCAGUCAUUAAAGAUCCCAUGACACUUUUUGCCAGUGAAGCAGUGUGUUGCUUCUGGUGUCCUGACCAUAUUUCAGUUGGUUCAGCAUCUUUCUUUGCUGUCUUUCCUAAACAGUUGUAUAGUAUUGUUGUAUGCAGUUAAGCAGCCACUGUGUUUUAUCCCAGAGGAGCUGCGUUUCAGUGGUGGUAGAAGUGACUACCUGAAAAGCAGUGGUAUAGUGGUAAAAAAAAGAAUUGGAUAAACUAACUUAAACUAAACUCCAUAUUCAUCAAAUGAGAAGUGAGUAAACUAUUUACCUGUGCUUACACUAUACUACUGGUGAAACGGGAAUUUUUUUAAAGUGGUUUGGGAACUUUCACGAUGGAAGUUGAUAUAUAAAUGUAAGAAGAUUAUUGUUAUUACAAAGUUAAAACCCAAUAACCUAGGUUUGUAUGUAUCUGAUGUCAGUGUUGGAGCUGGGAUUUUAACACUCUUGCUAUUCUUUUUUGUAGGCCAAUGCUUUUUACCUACCCAGAAAGCACUUUAAAACAGAAAAUGUAAAAAUAUCUGAGCCUGGGCAGUUUCAGCAGGCACACAAAGCAACCUAUUCCCUCUCCCUUGUGCAAGCCCAGUCCUCGUGCCUGAAAUGAUAGCCAGAUCAGUGUAAGAACUGACUGGGGUUGACUCGAACCAUCCUCUUCAUAUCAUAUUGUGAUCUAGACACACAUUACCAUUGGCUUUGUAAUUAUUGAGGUUAUUAUAGGGUCCUGAUUUAUGUUAUCUCUGAUUUACACCUGUUUCAGUGAGAGAACAAUCAGGCCCAUAGGAUACAUAUCAUAUCAUGGUAUGAUUACAUAUGUCUAUUUAGGUUAAACAUGGUCGAUCAAUACUAAUUUUCUAAGUCGGUAUAGUAUGUUGAGCCGAAUUCACUCCUAAAGUAACUUCAUUGAAAUCAGUGGCAUUACACUGGGGUUGAGUUUGGCUCAUAUGUUUUAGAAAAUACAUUUGCAGGAACAUCUCAUUCAGUAGGUUGUAUACAUAGGUUAUUUCUUGCUAAAAGCGUACCCAGAGAGGAUGAAAUGCUGGCUCUAUUGCAGUCAAUGGCAAAAUUCCCACUGACUUCAGUGGAGCCUGGAUUUCACCCUGAGUGUGUGUUGUGCCUCAUUAUUUAAACACUGCAUCACUAUUCAUAGCAAGCCUGUCAAAGUAAUAAAUAUCUAAAACAAUACAUUAGCCUAAAUAAAUAGCAUCAAUAAACAAAACACCAGUUAAAAAUAGUACAGUGUGCUCAAUAACUGUAAUGAACUACAAAACUCCCACUUCACACCACACAAUGAGAGCAGCUGAAAAACAGGUAUUUCACAGUGGAAGAGCUAGCGAAUUUCCACAAGGAGAACUUUGACUUUCUUUUCUCGACAGGAGAAACUCGUAUUUGAAGUCAUCUCUAAUAAAUGAGACUCUGUGGGUCAAACAUCAUAGUGCAACUCUUCAGAUUUUUAUCUCUGACCAAUGUGAAUGAAAUGGUUGCGGAGUAAGAACUCCUAUACAUGAUCUAUAGAGAUUUGCUCCUGUAGAGUACAUUAUGCCUGAUCCAGUGCCCACUGAAGUCAAUGGAAAGACUCCAGAGACCCCAAUUAGGUUGGAUUGAGCCCAAUUAGAUGUUGAUCUGUCAUGACUCUCGAAAUACACAGAAAUGUCAUUAUGGUCAGUCCCCCUCUCUUUUUCUCUACAUUCUCCCCUAUGUGCUAUACAUAGUUGUACAGUUUGUAUAUUUAAAUGAUUAUAUCAGAGUAUACCACUCCUCGUGCCAAGUUUGAGAUAUGUGCCCAAUCCAUGGUGCGUGCACAUAAAUAAUGCUAAGUAUAUGACCUUUAAUUGAGAUUGUUUUUAUUGCAUUGCAAUUCUGUGUUGAAAUAUUGCAAUAGUUAAUUGUGGGGCCUCAGUGGAAAAACAAAAACAAAAAAACAGUGUUCCUGAUUUAUUUCAUAACACCAGCUGGUGCAUGGAUCCAGAAUAAAUGCAAUUGGUUUGUGUGAGCAGUUGUAUACAGUCUUGACUGCGUGUUUCUGGUACAGUAUGUACUGUGACCUAUGAGAAAUAGUCACAUACUUUGCCACAGGAUAAAUUGUUUUUCUCUGAAACUUAACUUGGAGCUGACAGGUGUGGCUUAGCGCGUGGAAGAUCUUUUCAUAUAUUUCUGGAUAUAAGAAACUGCAUUCAGUGUCUGUGCUACUUUUUUUCACUGAAACUUUUCUUCCAUAGGAACCUACUGGAUCUCUAGGGAAACCUUAAUAGUAAGGUAGUAACAGUAACCAACCCCUUGAUGGCAGGAGUUGGAAUUUCUCGGCACGUAUCUCCCAUGAUCGGUAAUGGGAUGUGAUGUGAUUGCCGAAAACCAGGGAGCCAAUGAGCAUUUUCCUAGUAGAAAUAGGUGGUAGACACUACAGCUGGGAUUUUGUUCUAAUUGCUGGAAUUUGGGGAUCAUGCAACCAGAAAAGAUGCUUGAGUAAAGAGACUCUGGAAAUACACUUAAAAAUGAGUCUAAAUGAGAAGCUGAGUAACAUUAACAUACUCUUCUUAAACUGCCCUCUCUGAAAGAUUGGAACUGAAUCAUUUUGAGGUACUGUCUUUCUUUCUGUUGUAAAGGUACUUAAUUAUCACUAAUUAGGCUUAUCAAAUUAAUUGACUUUGUAUUGUUUAGUAGCAUUUAUUGUAACUAUUCCACCCAGAUUAGUUGCACUUUAGAAACUAAUCUUUAUUGCAGUGCAUUGCUUCAAAAAAAAACCCACAACCCCCCACCCCACACACAAAACACCUAAAAACUAAUCCUGAUACUGGGUCUUCAUGUAACCAGUCAGUGUAUGUGCAUGUGCCUUUUGAUCCUUCCACAGCACAACAGAACUGUUCGAUUUCCCUUGCAAGGCUCAGUAAAUUUGGCAGGUGGGGGUCUUUUAUUUUAUUUUAUUUUAUUUUAUUUUAUUUUAUUUUAUUUUUUUUGCUUACUGCUGCAGCAAAGAUUAGAGCUUCUUUGCGCAUGUGAUUUAUGGGGAAGGGUUUAAACACCAUAGAUGGAAUCGUUAGUCAUUGCUACCAAAUGAAACAACUCUCAAGGAGUGUUACAAUUUUUAAAGUCCCCGCAGCCUUAACUGACCCUUAAAAACCGUUUAAUCCUGUUGCUCCCAGAUUGAGUCCAGGUUGUGUGUUCAUAAUGGAAACAAACUUGAUGUUCUUGGCACAUUCGGUGUUCAAGAAGAAAAAUAUUUACUUAACAUGGGUCUCAUUUGGCAACUGCUUCUUGUAAUGCCUGUCAAACACUAUAAAAAUUUACUCCAUAUCCAGUACUCUCUAGAGACAUAUCAUUGAGCUAACAUGGAUAUAGUACAUGCUUUCUCCCCUAAGAGCUUGUCUAGGUCAAGGUCAUUAUUGUGUCAUUGUGAGUAACUAACAGUAUUCCAACUUUCACUAGACUUUAUAGAAUAUUUUAUUGCUAGUCUUGCAAAAUCUUUAAUAGUAAAUAUCUGAAGGUAAAACUAAAUAUUUACAGUGCUAAAUACACUGUUAACUGGACAGAUUCUCUAUUGGCGUAUCUCCAUUGAAAUCAAAGAAGAUACACUUGAGAUGAAGUUGACCCAGUAUUUAGAUGUUAUUAAGUUUAAAUUUUCUCUGUCAUGUUCAGUACAGUAGUCCUUGUUACUGUGAGUUUGCACAGGAUUAGAUUCAUUGACUUCAACUACAACUAAUUUGGCUUUAUUAAUGAAAAAAUAUUUCACUAAGGUGAGUCAUAUAUUAUGCUUAUUUCUAUAGGGAAGCCAUGUCAUUUUGAUACAACAGUCUCAGCUACUGUACAGUGGUUAAGGAUAUCCCAUUCAUUAGCUGUCCAGAGUUCAGUGUGGAGUUCUACAUUGGAAGGGGUAGCCAACGCAAUUUAUAAAACUUUUUUUUUUAACAGUUCUAGUUCAGGUUUAUUAGAGCUCUUCAAGCGGAUAGUUUUGCCUGGGGUGUAUGCAGAACGGGUUGUAACUAUCUAAUAUUAAAUCUUUGUGGUCUUGAUGGUCAUAUAAAGAAACAGUAAAAGAAAAUUGAUAUCAUUUGAAAUAUUUAUUUUACAGAGCUCCUUUUGUAGGUUAAAUGCACAGCAGUGACUUUUCUCUCUGUUAUACAGAGGAGCCAAUAUACUGUUACACACCCCACAACUUCACCCGUGACCAAGCUUUGUAUGCCAGAGGAUAUUGUUGGACAGAACUAAAAGAUGCCUUGCCAGGAGUUGAUGCCAGCCAUUGGCCCUCCUUGUUUGAGCAUAAGUUCCUUCCUUAUGCACUGCUGGCUUUUGCUGGCAUAAUGUACAUUCCAGCUCUUGGCUGGGAGUUUCUAGCCUCCACCAGACUGACUUCUGAGCUUAAUUUUUUGCUUCAGGAGAUCGAUAACUGCUACCACCGUGCAGCAGAAGGGCGUGCACCAAAAAUAGAGAAACAAAUACAAUCCAAAGGCCCUGGGAUCACAGAAAGGGAGAAAAGGGAAAUCAUUGAGAAUGCAGAAAAGGAAAAAAGCCCUGAGCAGAAUUUGUUUGAAAAAUACCUGGAAAGAAGAGGGCGAAGUAACUUUUUGGCUAAACUUUAUCUUGCGAGACAUUUAUUUAUCAUAUUUUUAAGCAUUAUACCAAUUACAUACUUAUCCACCUACUAUGCUACGCAGAAGCAAAAUGAGUUUACAUGUGCACUAGGAGAGCCUCCUGACAAAACGAGCAGCUCCAAAUUGCACAUCAGGGUGAACUGCAAGCUGCCAGCUGUCCAGCUGCAACGGAUAAUUGCUGGAGUAGACAUAGUCCUCCUCUGCUUUAUGAACUUGAUCAUUCUCAUCAACUUAGUUCACCUUUUCAUAUUCCGCAAGUCCAACUUCAUAUUUGAUAAACUGAACAAGGUUGGAAUAAAGACCAAGAAACAGUGGCAAAAGUCUCAGUUUUGUGACAUCAAUAUUUUGGCUAUGUUUUGCAAUGAAAAUCGGGACCAUAUAAAAUCCCUGAACCGCUUGGAUUUUAUAACAAAUGAAAGUGAUCUGAUGUAUGAUAAUGUGGUGCGCCAGUUGCUUGCAGCACUGGCCCAGUCUAAUCAUGACGUCACACCCACCAUGCGCGAUUCAGGGAUUCAGACUGUAGACCCCAGUGUCGAUCCAGCAGACAUCGAUGCCAAUGAACAGCUCAUCAUUAAGAGACCUAGGAAGAAGAUGAAAUGGAUCCCAAGUAGCAAUCCACUUCCUCAGCCAUUCAAAGAGCAGUUAGCUAUUAUGAAGGUUGAAAACCACAAACCUGAAAAGCCGAAGCCAGUGCGCAGGAAAACAGCAACCGAUAGCCUCGUCGCUCCUCUGAUAGAGUCCACUUCAAAAACCUCACAGCAAUCAUCAUCUCAUAAAACUGAGUCAAACACCAUCUCCGGCACAGGCAAUGAGAAAAAACAUACACGGCACUUUUCCCUGGAUGUUCAACCAUAUAUACUUAGCAGUAAAAAACCCAAGCCAGAGAUUCAAGCCAUUGCCUCAAUGCCUGCAUCCAAAAGCCAAGAGGGUGGAUUUUUAAACCAAGAGGAGAAUGUCGUAGUUCAUGUCACCUCUUCUCUCAAAGUCAUCCCAAAUCAUGAGAAAGAGAUUCUGUACUCAUCUGAGACAUGCAGAACUGUCCCUGCUGCUGGGGCUUACCUCUCAUGUAAUCACAAUCAUACAGCAACAACUGCUGCUGCAACAAAUAUAACCCUGAGCCACAUCAAACCAGAGCCAACAGCUGCACUGAAUCGUAAUCCUACUCACCCUCUGCUGAACGUCAAUACACUGUAUGAAGAUCACGAGGAAGAGGUUUCCAACCUUAUAGACAACAGUAUUCAUUCACCAACUGAUGCAGGGGAAAUACUCUCCCUACCUACCCCAAAGCAUAUAAUGAUGGCAACAUUUGAAGAACCAAGGGCAAUAGUGAGUUCUGUGGAGUACUAAAGAUAUAGUGCUGCAUGGAUAGAACCUGGUGGUCAGGUCCAGUACCACUGUAAUGGAACCCUCAACAAUGCAACUCACUGCAUGAGCAUGGAGAGUUUUAAUACAGACCAUAGGCUUUGGUAAUACUACAAAUUGAUUUUUCAGGAUAGCAUCAUCACCACUGUCACUAGUUUGCAAAAUAGAAUAAUAAAAAAAAAUCGGAUGAAAGUAUGCCUUUACCUCCAAGAGUAUCCAAGCACAAAAAGUUAGCUGUAGCUUCAUCAAUUAAAUAUGGAUCGAUACAACUUUUGAAACGCUAAAAGAGUUUGAUGGCAUGUCACAGUGAUUUUUACAGCGCACUUAUAUCCUUUGUAUUUACAAUGGCUAAUUAAAGUUAAAUAGAUAUUGGUGAGGUGUAUCUUCUAUUUUAAUGGCAGGAGUUAAAUAAGAGUUUAAUAAUAAGGAAAAUAUAUUUUUUUCUCCAUGGACUUUAUGAAAAAGACAUAUGCAAGAAACAUUUUUUUUGUUUUUGUUUCUUUGGCUCACUAGUGUUGGACUUGAUGGAGAUUUAGGAUAAGGGCUUACUAACACCAGCAUAUAGUGCAAAAAGGAUUGAAAUGCUUCAGUCUGUUGAAUUUGUGAGUGAGAGGUAUGCCCUGCCCUUUAACAAGCUUAUAUGUCAAUGGAAGAUGAUGAAAUGAAGAGUUUAUUUUCUUAAAUAUAUUUUACCAUUGAAAAAUUACUUUAAUAGCUUUUCAAAUCAGGUUUUGCUUUUAUCAAAAUGGAGAGAAGAGGGUCAUUCUAGCAGCUUAUUUUUGCAUAGUCUAUUUAUGAACCAAGUUAGAAACUUUCACAGGUGCUUCACUAACAUGAAAAAAUCCUACAAUGGUGAUGCAGUGUAAAACCAGCAAUGUUUUCAAACGAUGCAGAGUUAAAGAGGAUUGUUAAUUUAUGUUUGCAGUCUCUUCUGGACUCUGAUCCAGCAAAGCACUUAAGCACAUGCUUAACUAAGCAAGUGAGUAGUCCCACUGAAGUUGCUUGAGAAUACGCACAUGCUUAAAGUUAAGCACAUGCGUAAGUGUUUUUUCUGGAUCUGGGCCAUAAUGUAUACAGACAAUAAUCCUGCAGCAUGUGCUGUCAUUCUGAUUCAAAGUCUGUCUUCCUUAGCCCAAAAUACAUCCUCAUGCCCAUUCAUCCUAUAACUUGGACAUGUGUGAUUUUAUGAGAAAAUUCUAAUAUAAGUAAAAAAUGUACUAAAAAUGUAUCAUGCAAUAAUCAUUCUCCUCAAAAGUAUAGUCAGACAAGAAGAGACUAUAUUAAAAUGAUAUUCACAGCUGCAUUGAAAAUUAUGAACUACUGUGUUUGCUUCAAAAUUCUGUAUGAUGGUAGAAAAAUUAGAGAGCACAAGUAUGGGACUGAAACCUUGAAUAUAUUUUUAAUUUAUAUUACCUCAGACAUGGAUAUAUGAUACCAGUAUUUAAUGAACUAUAGCACUGAAUAUAAAUAAACAUUAUUCUGAA
Chelonia mydas (Green sea turtle) is the source of this 18715-nucleotide messenger RNA. It is a transcript of the gene PANX2, whose product is annotated as pannexin 2. Gene Ontology annotation, biological process: monoatomic cation transport; positive regulation of interleukin-1 production. Bases 15369 to 17216 code for a protein of 615 amino acids. NCBI's taxonomy places the organism in Eukaryota, Metazoa, Chordata, Testudines, Cheloniidae. The transcript has 5 exons. Gene Ontology annotation, molecular function: channel activity. The record is from RefSeq and is a predicted model, not a curated record.